CAUUGGUAGGGACUUCCAUCAAAUUCGUCAUCGUGAUGAAAUCUCUUUUCCUUCACAUAUAAACUUGCAUAUGCUUUUGUUUAAUGAUUUCAUUAUGGGCAAUAGUCUUAUUGAUCUCUUGGUGACUGGGGCUCAUUUUACAUGGUCCAGUAAUUGCUCUAACCAUCUUAUUUUUUCUAAAUUGGACUGGUUUUUAGUCUCGGAAGCUUGGGAAAGAGUUUUUCCUUUUGUAAAAGUCAAUACAUUAACCAAGUUCUCCUCCGACCAUUUGCCCAUUUGCCUGCACACUGAGCAUGUGAUUCCUGGUCCUAGACCUUUUCGACUUGAUAUUGGUUGGUUGAAUGGAUCUGAAGUUGUUGAUUGGUAAAACAGGCUUGGGCUAGUUGUUAUGUUUUUGGCAAGGCUGGGUUUCUUCACAAAAACUUGAUUUCUUUAAAAUAUAAAAUCAUUGCCUGGAAAAAAUAAACUCAAUAUCAAAUCAAAGGCAAGAUUGAGACCACCAUUAUGGAUUUAGAAUUGCUUGAAAAUUCAAUCCAAGAUAACCAUGCUAUGUCGGAUGAUCCUUUAAGCAACAAACAGGUGUUGCCUAACAAUCUGCAUGAGUAUCUUAGAUUGGAAGAAAUGUAUUGGAAAUAAAGGUCUCGCGUUAAAUGGCUUAAAGAAGGAGACAUGAAUACGAAAUUUUUUCAUGUUAUUACUAACGCUCGCAGAGGGCAGAAUGACAUUUACAUGAUGAAAAUGCUAGGUGUUUCUGAAGAUGACUCUGCUGGUAAGGACAAUGCAAUUAUUAAUCACUUUCAGAAGGCCUUCUCUUUGAGUACCAGCUUGGGGUUUAUCAGAUGGUGUUCCUUUCAAAAUCUCUUCCACCACAUCUUGUUGAGGAGCUUGAAAAGGAUAUAUCUGAAGAAGCAGUUAAACAUGCAAUUUUUGUUCUCUUAGGCGACAAGGCUCCAAGACCAUAUGGUUUUCCCCUUAUUUUUUUUGAAAGAUUAUGGUAUUUGCUCAAGACUGACAUUUUGCUUAUGGUUCAGGAAUUUAUGAGUACGAGUCUCAUGCGCAAGAGUGAACAAUCUGCUUUCAUUCGUGAUAGAAUGUUCAUGUAUAUCAUCCUUAUUGCUCAGGAAUGCAUCCACUCCAGAUCCCUUCAAGAUAGAGCAUGUGUGGUGAUAAAACUAGACAUGGAGAAGGCUUUUGAUAGAAUGCUUGGGCAUGUGAUUAAAAUUGUUGAGCGUUAUAUGCUCACCUUCAUCUGGCGGUUUGUUGAUGAGAAUCAGCGAAAAUAUCAUCUUGUUGCUUGGGACAAAGUUUGCACUCCAGUUAAUAUGGGAGGACUUGGUAUUCGUAAAUUAAAAUCAAUGAAUCUGGACCUUCUCUCUAAGUGGUGGUGGAGAAUUAUUCAAGCCCCAAUCACUUGUGGAAAUAAGUCUUGGUGGCUAAAUAUGGUUUUGACCAUAUCUCUCACCUUGUCAAGAAGGGACGUGGUGGUAAUUUUUUCUCCUAAAUUUGGAAAGAUAUUUACAGCUUUAAAAGAGUGGUCACUAGCACUGUCAGGUGGCUUAUUGGCAAUGGGGAGAACACCUACUUCUGGUUUAAUAAGUGGAUAG
This is a messenger RNA of Amborella trichopoda, 1604 nucleotides long. The record is from RefSeq and is a predicted model, not a curated record. NCBI's taxonomy places the organism in Eukaryota, Viridiplantae, Streptophyta, Magnoliopsida, Amborellales, Amborellaceae.